Cydia fagiglandana is the source of this 1092-nucleotide messenger RNA. RefSeq names its product 3'-5' ssDNA/RNA exonuclease TatD. The transcript is spliced from 6 exons. Gene Ontology annotation, cellular component: cytosol. Lineage: Eukaryota; Metazoa; Arthropoda; Insecta; Lepidoptera; Tortricidae. Bases 156 to 1070 code for a protein of 304 amino acids. Gene Ontology annotation, molecular function: single-stranded DNA 3'-5' DNA exonuclease activity. The record is from RefSeq and is a predicted model, not a curated record.
AAAGAACAAACUUCAUUCAACCAAAAACAUGGUGGCAGCUCAGUGAAUAGGGUGUACUUUUUGACUAGUCAUUAGAAUUCUAGAGGCUUAUUUAGCAGGAGUGUUUGAUACAAUUGAUAAACACCGACCAAUAAGCUUCACAAAAAAUUCGAAAGAUGACGUCUGAAGAUACCAAGAACGUACAAGACCUGAAAGGAUGUUAUGAAAAUCUGAUUGUUGUUGAUGUGGGCGCAAACUUGACGAAUAAGAAAUACGGCCGUGAUCUGGACUCGGUGGUGCAAAGGGCAAAAGAUGCAGGUGUCCAAAAAAUUAUGGUCACGGGAACAUCAGUAAAAAACAGUAAAGAAGCCUUAAGACUGACACGCCUCUAUCCCGGAACCAUCUACUCCACAGCCGGUGUCCACCCUCAUGAUGCAAAGUCAAUGGUGGAAGAAGACAUGUGGGCAGAGCUACAUGAAACCGCACAGGCGCCUGAGUGUGUGGCCGUCGGUGAAUGUGGACUCAACUAUAGCAAGGAUUUCUCGGAACCCGGUGUGCAGAGAGAAGUGUUUAAACGGCAGGUUGAAAUCGCGUGCGACCUAAGAAAACCCCUUUUCGUACACGAAAAAGAAGCUCAAGAAGACCUCUUAAAAAUCCUCGACGAUUUUGGCAACCGCCUCCCCCCCGUGGUCAUCCACUCUUUCUCUGGCUCCGUCGAACAAGGCAUCAAAUACAUCGAGAAAGGAUUCUAUUUAGGGAUCACAGGGUACAUAUGUAAGGAUAAGUCAGAUGGGGGCAUAAGGAGGUUGUUGUCUGAGAAUAUAUUGCCGUUGGAUAAGUUGCUGGUGGAGACGGAUUCGCCGUUCAUGUAUCCGAAUAUGAGAGCUUCGAAACUGCCGUUGCAUGUGAAGGACUCGUUGACUGAGAGGUCGAUGGCGUUCGUGAACCGGUACUGCACGUUCCAACGCAACGAGCCGUGCGCGCUGCCGGCCAUCGUGGAGCUGGUGGCCGGGUUCCUGGGCCAGAGCCCCGAGGACGUCGCGCUCGCUACUGCCUUCAACGCGCUGAAGAUCUUCGGUCUCAGCCAGUAGGACGCUGUAAAGUCUAUCUUCC